AUGGCACCCUUUCUAGAUGAUAACCUGGGCGCUAGCAGCGGCAUCAAUCACAAUGGCAAAGAAGAUGGAUCAAUGCCCAUAGCGAUCGUGGGCAUGUCAUUUCGAGGCCCUGGAUCAGCAAACAACAUAGAGAACCUCUUCAAAAUGAUCUGCGAGAAAAGGGAAUCACGAACAGCGAUUCCCAAGUCCAGAUGGAACAACAAGGCAUUCUAUCACCCCAAUUUCCAACGUCAUGGGUCCCACAAUGUUGAGUAUGGGCAUUUUUUUCAUGAUGAUAUCUCUAAGUUUGACGCCCCGUUCUUCAACAUGACAAAGGAAGAGGCUGCUGCACUCGAUCCAGCACAACGACUGCUUCUAGAAAGCACGUAUGAAGCACUGGAGAACGGUGGCAUACCUUUGGAGAAGAUUGUGGGAACGAAAACGUCUGUCUUCGUCGGCUCCUUCGCUACAGAUUACACGGACCUUUUAACUCGAGAUCCAGAAUCUGUGCCAAUGUACCAGUGCACCAAUAGUGGACAAUCUCGUGCAAUGAUUUCCAAUAGGUUGUCUUACUUCUUUGACCUUCACGGCCCAAGCGUCACAGUUGAUACAGCAUGUUCUGGAAGUUUGGUAGCGCUACAUUUGGCUUGCCAGAGUCUCCGGGCAGGAGAGGCCAAGUCAGCAAUUGCUGCUGGUGUAAAUGUAGUCUUGAACCAUGAAUUCAUGACCACAAUGAGCAUGAUGAAAUUCCUGUCGCCUGAUGGCCGCUGCUAUGCAUUCGACGAGCGUGGGAACGGUUAUGGGCGCGGUGAAGGUGUAGGAACUGUCUUCCUAAAACCACUUGCUGAUGCUUUGAAGGAUGGCGAUCCGAUCCGAGCUGUCAUUCGAGGAUCGGCUUCGAAUCAGGAUGGUAAAACAUCUGGUAUCACACUACCCAACCCAGUAGCCCAAGAAGCUCUGAUCAAAGAUGUGUAUCAUGUCGCCGACCUUAAUCCAAUUGACACUAGCAUUGUGGAAGCGCACGGUACUGGUACCGCUGCUGGAGACCCUCUAGAACUGCGGGCCUUGACUAAUUCGUUCUGCGGCGCCAAUCGUCCUGAGGAUCGUCCUCUCAUAAUAGGAUCUAUCAAAUCCAACCUUGGUCAUCUAGAAGGAGCUAGUGGUAUUGCUGCUGUAGUCAAGGCUGUCUUAAUGCUGGAACAGGAAGUCAUAUUACCAAACCAAAAUUUCGAAAAACCAAACCCUAGGAUUCCCUUUGUGGAUUGGAAACUGCGUGUCGCUACAAAUGUACAACCGUGGGAUUCGUCAGGACCACUACGCGUAUCGAUUAAUAGUUUCGGAUACGGUGGUUCCAAUGCUCAUGUUAUUCUGGAGUCGACACGAACAUAUCUGACUUCACGAGGUCUUUCCAACGCCCAAAAACACUCAACACAUUUUCUGCGUUACAAGUAUGGAGCAGUAAAUACUACUCCCAAGCCAGUUAAUGAAUUCAUUCAUGAGAAUGGAGCUUCGCCUAUUGAUUCUCCGGUGCCAAAUUACAGUCAUCCGAAGCUUUUCACACUGAGUGUCUUUGAUGAGCCUACGGCUCAACAACAAAUCCAGACUUUAGUCAAACAUCUUCACGAGCGCGGCAUAUACAACCACUCUGGCUUCCUGGACGAUCUUGCCUUCACUUUGAAUGAAAGAAGAACAAAAUUUAUUUGGAAAGCUGCAGUGGUUGCAGCAUCUCCCAAGGAAUUAAUCGACGCUCUUUCCAAGCCUAUAAAGUUUUCACGCUCUAUAAAAUCUGCCACUUUAGGGUUCGUCUUCACCGGACAGGGAGCUCAAUGGUGUGGGAUGGCCAAAGAGCUUCUAGAAGUGUAUCCAGUGUUCAAAACCACAAUUCGCAGAAUUGGAAAAUACCUGCAUUCGAUUGGGGCACCUUUCGACGUCGAAGAGGAGAUCAAGAUGGACCCAAAGGUAUCUAAGAUUAACAAAGCGCUGUACAGUCAACCAAUGUGUUCUGCAGUUCAGAUAGCUUUGGUUGAGCUGCUCGCUUCUUGGAACAUCAGACCUACAUCAGUGACCGGUCAUUCGAGUGGAGAGAUAGCGUCGGCAUAUGCAAUAGGUGCGCUGAGUCUAGAAGAUGCAAUGACUGCUGCAUAUUAUCGCGGCGUUUCUUCUACUAGGAUGCAAGAAGAGCAUAAAGCUAACGGGGCAAUGAUGGCAGCCGGACUAUCCGAGGAAGACGCAACAAGAUUCCUUGCCGAACUCAAGUCUGGUAAGGCUGUCGUGGCAUGCUCAAACAGCCCCUCUAGCGUCACUAUCUCUGGAGAUGUAUCCGCAGUUAGCGAAUUACAAAAAAUCUUGGAGUCCAAAGGCAUAUUCGCGCGAAUGCUUGCUGUCGAAGUUGCUUACCAUUCGCACCAUAUGGAGCUUGUCGCAGAAGAUUAUGCAAAAGCUAUUGCGGGCAUACGAACACGACAGGGUAACGGAGUGAAAUUCUACUCGUCGGUAUACGGCCGAGAGAUCGGUGCGGAUGACCUUGGUCCAAGCUACUGGGUGAAGAAUUUGCUCUGCCAAGUAAAGUUUACGGAUGCGAUGCGUCAACUAUGCUUAGCUCCUGCUAUUCAAAGUAAAAGACGACAAGCCAAGAGACAUAACGUAGACUUCUUGGUGGAGAUUGGGCCUCAUUCAGCUCUCGCUGGGCCUAUCAAGGAGAUAAUCCAGAGCGAUCCAAAGUUGAGAGUUGCAGACAUCAUGUACGCUUCAGCCCUAGUGCGAAAGGUGGAUGCUGUACGGACUGUUCUCGAUUUGGCUGGGAAACUGUCAGCGAUAGGAUAUCAGGUCAACUAUGCGGCGAUGAAUCGGCCCACAGCAGAUCAUAAUGCCAGCGUCUUGGUUGAUCUACCGUCUUACACUUGGAAUCACUCCACAUCAUACUGGGCCGAGCCGCGCCGCAGCAAAGCAUUUCGGAACAGGAUUUUCCCAAGGGUAGACAUACUGGGAGUGCGCGACGAGAACUCAGAUCCUUUGCAGUUGAGCUGGCGCAACCAUCUUCGCACUUCAGAGAUACCAUGGCUCUUGCAACACAAGAUUCAGUCCAGCGUAGUCUUUCCAGCAGCAGGUUUCAUUGCUAUGGCUAUCGAAGCGGCUGCUCAGCGGUCAAAGGAAAGAUUCGCCAAGAAAAUUUCCGGCUACCAGCUUCGUGAAGUCAACAUUGGAACUGCGCUUCUUUUGCCUGAGCAAGAAUCCGUAGAGACAAUACUGACCUUGAAGCCGAUUCGAGAUAGUUCCAAACGCCACUCCGAUACCUGGAGUGAGUUUCACAUAUAUUCAGUAACAAACGACAACCACUGGACGGAACAUUGUCACGGACUGAUUUACGUGCAGCACCAGAAACAGCAAGAGAGUAGCAGAGAAACUCACCUCACUAUUCAGCCAGCAGUAGAGGAGUUUCGGACCACCCUUCCAAUGCCAGAGUUUUAUGAGCAUCUGUCUAGUAUUGGUCUUGAGUAUGGCGAGGUUUUCCAAAAUCUAAUUGAGGCUCGCUCUUCUCCAGAUAAACUGACUGGAGUCCUGAAGCUACCUGCAACGGCGACUGCCAUGCCUUUGGAUCAAGAACACACUUAUGUGAUACACCCAGCUACUCUAGACGCUAUCCUGCAUACGGUAUUUGGUGCUCUUUCUGCCGACAACUGGCUCCAGGACUCUGCUAUCCCGGUUUUCGUGUCGAAUUUGUUCAUCUCCGCGGACAUGCCUUUCCAAGCCGGCCAUCUUCUUAAGGCCAAUGCUAUCAUCUCAGCACGAGACAACCAAACGAUGAAAACAGAUAUUAUAGUUAUAGAUGAUAGCAAAAAUGCGCCAGUGGUACAAUUUUCCGAGCUGGAUUGGAGGUUUCUCCCAAGACCGAUCGAACAAGAAGACAUUGCUGACAACCAUCACGUCGCCUACACACUCGAUUGGGAAGCAGACGUCGAAUUCCUAGACCUAAAAAAUACUCAACAAAUACCUCAUUCUGCUGCAGAUUACUUACGCCUACUGGGUUUUAAGAAUCCCGAAAUCUCUGUAUUGGAUGUAUCUGCAUCUAGCAGCUCCAUACUUUCUUUCUUGAAGGCGUUAGAGAUUGGAAACAGCGCUGCAAAACAAAGAUGCAGAGCUUACACAGUAGCACAUCCUCAAAGAAACAAAGCGGCCCUCGUCAGCGAUGUGCCAGAUCUCCCUUACGACUUGGUCACCAAGAAAGCGCUAGAUCUAGAGAUUGGUCCUCAGACGCCGGAUUUUGAGUUGAAGUCAUUUGACGUCAUCAUUGUGUCCGCUUCAUUAGCAGAUUUCAACAACCCGCAUAAAGCUUUAGGUCAUAUCAAAAGUUUAUUAAGACCGGAUGGCAGGCUUAUCGUGCUUCAUGAGGGUACAAUGGACCAAGAUCCAGUCUUCCUACAAUGGAAAACAUCCUUACAGCAAGCUGGCUUUAUGGAUCACAAGCUCAUUGAAUCAGAUGAUUCGGGUGAAAGGGUAGACCAAGGCUCGCUCUUCGUGGCUCAUCCAAAUCAAGAAUCCAACCCUGCUACUCCCGAAAUCAUAGUCAUGGCCGAAGACCACAAUCAAACUAUUGACACGAGUCAUCUGGCCAGUCUCUUAGGCUUAGAGCCCGGAAAUAUUGAGCAAAGUUCCAUAUAUGAUGUCGCACCUACCGAGAAAAUACUCAUUGUGUGGGAUGCUUCUGGAGAACUGCUGAGCAGUCCUUCAAUUGAGCAGUUUGAGGCUAUCAAGCGGAUUUUCACUCAGAGCAACAAGUUACUCUGGGUGACUUCAGGCAGGGGUCAAGGCUCUCGUCGCCCAGAAUCCAACAUGAUCACUGGACUAGCUAGGACGGCAAGGACUGAGAAUGGUGCAGCAAAACUGGUCACUUUGGACCUUGACGACGAAGACAAGCUGUCGCGGAAUGAUGCCACAAACGUUAUCUCUGCCAUUCUCAAACGUUCAUUCUUAGGAAAUGAACAACAGCAUAUGGCUGAGAGCGAGUAUGUUGAGAGGAAAGGCAUCAUCACUAUUCCUCGGCUCUCGGUGGACGACACACUGAAUCAGGCGCUUGACUCCUAUCUCAAUCCCACAGCCAAAGAGGUCCAACUACUGCAUCACAAGGGUAUCGUCUUUAGUCUUCUUGAUCGCUCUGAUUCUCGUAAGCCGUUUUCUUUCCAGGAGAUUGCCUUUGACGAUGAACUGGAAGAGAAUGAGAUUCGGAUCGAGGUAAAGGCAAUGACGCUGGUCUCUGGAAACAGAGUGAACAUUCUCACCCAAGACAUUAGCGGAGUGGUUGUAAAAGUCGGCGACCAAGUAUCAGGCUUGUUGCCGGGUGAUCGUGUCUUCGGCUCCGUAUCUAAUCGCGUCUCAAACUCAUACAAAGGAAGAGCAAGCGCUUUCCAGAAGAUACCCGACGGAGUACCUUUCGAAAUUGCAGCCUCAUACCCAACUGCUUACAGCACAGCAUAUUAUGCAAUGUACCGCCUCGCCCAUGUUUCCAAGGCCGACAACGUUUUCGUUUCAUCAGCUGCGACCCCUGUUGGUCGAGCCUUGAUAGACCUCUGUGGCAGAAUUGGUGCCAAAGUGUAUGUUGGAGUGAGUACUGACAAAGAGGCGUUUUUCAUGGAAUCUGCCCUCCACUUCCCCAAGGAUCAAAUCAUUUACAACAAUGAAGAGCGCUCGGUUGCAGCGUUGAUUGCAAACACGCAAGGCCAUGGAAUGGAUGUGAUUUUCAAUUCGCUUGCUGGAGAGAUCCUGCAAACGUGUUGGAACUGCAUAGCACCAUACGGUCGGUUUAUCGAGCUCGGUACUCAGGACCUCAUCGAAAAUUCACGCUUGGAGAUGGCAAACUUUAGGAAGAAUACGAGUUUUAGCGCGCUGAACCUUUCUCGCCUCCAGGAAGAACGACCAGCCUUGGCGGACGAGAUAUGGGGGCAGACUAUGGAACUCAUAUCGAAAGACUCAUUUAGCAGUACGGUGCCCAAUCUGCAGCUUUUCAAUGGCGAGGGGAUAAGCCAGGCAUUUGAACGCUUGAUGGACGAAGAGAAUACCGACCAUGUGGUUCUUACCUUUAACCCCAGUGAUCGAGUCAUGGUCCUUCCUACCACUAGCAAAGAUCAACUAUUCCGCGCUGACGCGUCUUAUCUACUUGUCGGUGGACUAGGUGGCAUAGGACGGGCAACGGCGUCGUGGAUGGUUGAGCAUGGGGCUAAGAACCUCAUCUUUGCAAACCGAAGCGGUAUGUCUAAACAGGAAGCCAGAGCUACGGUUCAUGCUUUGAAAUCUAUGGGCGCUCGAGUGCAUGUUCAGAAAUGCGAUGUAAGCGACGCCGAGCAUGUCCGCCAACUGGUUGAAGAGUGUGGGAGUCAAAUGCCACCCAUUCGUGGUGUGAUUCAAGGUGCAAUGGUAUUACAAGAUAUGCUAUUAGAAAAACUCACUGUGGACGAUUGGAAUGCUGUUGUUCGUCCCAAAGUACAUGGAACAUGGAACCUGCAUAAUCAUCUGCCGAAAGACAUGGAUUUCUUCAUUAUGCUAUCCUCCAUCAGUGGUAUCAUCGGAAACACUACGCAAGCUGCUUAUGCUGCAGGGAACACCUUUUUGGAUGCCUUUUCCGGAUUCCGCAAUGCCCAAGGGCUCCCUGCUGUUACUUUGGACUUGGGUGCAAUCUCAGGAAUCGGAUACCUCGCUUCGGAAGAAAACAAACAAUUGUCCAAGUCCAUGCAAGAUCAAGGCUUCAGUAUGACGGGCGAAAAGCUACUCCUCGCGCUCAUACGAUCCGCAAUUGUAGAGCCUUUCGGACGAGGAGGCAAAACACAGACUGUAACCGGACUGGGCACGUGGAGAAGCGGCCGAUCCUUAUCUGCGUUGGAGAAUUCCAUGUUUUCGCAUUAUCGUCGGCAUUCGAAAGAAGCCGAAGUCAUUGCGGAGAAAGAGCAGACGUCAAACGGCAAGAUAUCUGUCAAAGACGCUCUGCGAUCUUCAGAAUCCGUAGAUGAUGCAGCUGGUGUUAUCUGCAAUGGACUGCUUGGGUACCUAGCAAGCAGAUCCGGCGUAUCUGUGGAGAACUUCAGUUCCGAAAUGUCUCUUACAGAAUGUGGCGUAGAUUCCAUUGUUGCAGUCGACGUGCGAAACUGGAUUGCACGAGAGUUGGAAAGUUCCAUACCACUUUUGGAGCUACUUGCAAACCACCCGUUGUCGCAACUGAGCGUGGAUAUUGCUUCGCGCUCGAAAUUAGUGCCAGUUGAGAUCAAGUCACGCGGAGCUGCGGCUACAGCAUCCGCGUAG
Bipolaris maydis ATCC 48331 is the source of this 7266-nucleotide messenger RNA. RefSeq lists its product as uncharacterized. Gene Ontology annotation, molecular function: S-adenosylmethionine-dependent methyltransferase activity; fatty acid synthase activity; phosphopantetheine binding. NCBI's taxonomy places the organism in Eukaryota, Fungi, Ascomycota, Dothideomycetes, Pleosporales, Pleosporaceae. Gene Ontology annotation, biological process: fatty acid biosynthetic process; secondary metabolite biosynthetic process. The record is from RefSeq and is a predicted model, not a curated record.